AACAACACCAUUUUUUUCAAUUUUUUUUCUAAAACUAUCCCUUUUUUUCCAAAUCAUAUUCAACUGCUUGAUCAUCCCCUAAUAUCCAUCGAUUCAUCAUCAUCAUCUUCAAUCCAAACCCAAAUACGUCACAAACUUCAAUCUCACUUUCCCUCUACAUAAAGUCGUCUUUCUCGAAGAUCUCAAACCAAAUUUCACUGCAAAUUUCAUGCAUUUUUCUUCUAUAUCUUCCAUCAUCAAGAUAACGGGAAGAGGGAAAUUGGAACACCUAACAUGUUGACUUUGGAAGGAGAUGUUUACUUCGGCACUGAUGAUUUCUUAUUAGAUCCAAGUUUAAGCGCGAAUGAAGAUGAGGAAUCGAGCGAGCUGUUCGAGAUUGAGCUAGGGAUUGAGGUGCGAUCCAAUUGUAAACUGGAGGAUGAUUGCGGGGAAAGUUGGUUCUCCUUUGAUUUCCGCAAAUCAAACCAUUGCGUUUACGUUGGGAUUAGCGAUAACUUCGAUUCGAGUUUGGACGCCUUGCAAUGGACUCUCCAUUUCGCUGUUUUAUCCUCCACUAUCGUUUAUCUCUUUCGUGUCUUCCCCGAGAUUCGCUUCAUUCCCAGCCCAUUGGGAAUGCUUCCGAGGAGCCAGGUUAGUCCUAAGUGGAGAAGUUCAGGACUGAAGAGAGCAAAAAAGAGGGAGUUUCUUCAAAAGUUUGUUAAUAAAUGUUUGGCUGUUCAGGUAUAUAUCAUCAGCAGAUUACAUUCUAUGCAUUUCAGUUAGAUUUUAUGACCAAGUUCUUUACAAUACAAUUUCACUAACAUUUUACAGGUCAGUGGGGAGGUUGUGAUGAUUGAAAGUGAUAUGGUGUCCAAGGCAAUCCUUGAUCUUAUCGCUCUUUUCCAAAUAAAAAAACUCAUACUAGGGAGCUCCAAACCCAGGUCUAUCUCUCUCUCUCUCUAGACAAACUUACUGAUCUUCAGUUCAAAACACAAAUGUGCAAAUGUCUUGUAUCUCUGGGCUAAAUUUCUGAAUUUUGGAACCUAGAAAAAAAAUGGAGAUCUAAGAGAGGAAAAGGGAUAGCCAGACAUGUACUGCAAAAUGCAGAAGAAUUCAGUGAUGUGAAAAUCAUAUGUGAAGGAAAGGGAUCCGCCAACACCUACCAAGCAAUUGAGUCGCCAUUGUCAUCUUUGUCGUCACACACCACCUCCUCUCCAAAUUUAAACGACAAGAAUAUCCAUUUCAAGAGAGUGGAGAAUGAAUAUCCACGCAGUAGUUUCUUAAGUUGGAGGUGUUUUGGUGGUUAAACCCCAUCUUCAUGUCACUAAUCUACUGAUGACCUUACGUUAAUAGACACCCUUGGAUUCACUUCCCAGGGAACUAUUCUCAAGCUUUAGAUGA
Cucumis sativus (cucumber) is the source of this 1380-nucleotide messenger RNA. RefSeq lists its product as uncharacterized. Lineage: Eukaryota; Viridiplantae; Streptophyta; Magnoliopsida; Cucurbitales; Cucurbitaceae. Bases 274 to 762 code for a protein of 162 amino acids. The record is from RefSeq and is a predicted model, not a curated record. The transcript has 2 exons.